AUGAUUAAUUUAAAGAAAAAAACUAUUCUGUCGCUACUUGUGACAAUAUUUGUUGCUUAUUCAAUUUUAUCAAAUGAUAAUUUAAAAUCAAUCUUUAAUAUUAAUAAAUCUAACAAUUCUUUAAAAACUGAGCCAGUAGUGAUUAUUGGUACUGGGUUAGCCGGUCUUUCAGCAGCUUAUGAAAUAUUAAGUACAAAUCCAGAAGUUAAAGUUAUACUAUUGGAGAAGCAAGCUUUUGUUGGUGGGAAUUCAAUGAAGGCUUCAAGUGGUAUAAAUGGUCUUUUUUCAUCCAUACAAAAGCAUUUCAAUAUUGAAGAUUCAAUUGAAGCUUUCUUAGAAGAUACUACUAAAUCAGCAAGCAAUUUAGGUGAUAAAAAAUUGAUGGAAAAAUUGGUUUUCGAUUCUCCUAGUGUCAUUCCAUGGAUACAAGAAAAGUUGGGUCUUAAAAUGGAUCGUUUAAGUCAGUUAGGUGGCCAUUCUUUCCCAAGAACGCAUAGAUCGGAUACUAAGUUACCUCCUGGUGUAGAACUUAUUAAAACUUUAAACGAUAAACUAAAAGCGUUUGCAAACGAUCAUCCAGGAACUCUGAUAUUUUCAUUCAAUAGUAAUGUGAUUGAUUUAAAUAUCAAUUCAAAAGAUGAAGUAGCUGAGGUGAUUUAUUUGGAUAACAAUGACAAAUCGAAGCCUUCUGUUGAAAAGUCAAUUAAAACCUCAAACGUACUCUUUGCCACUGGUGGGUUUGGCUUCUCUAAAGAAAUGCUAGAUAAAUAUGCUCCACAAUUGAAGCAUUUACCAACUACUAAUGGGGAACAAACUACUGGAGAUGGUCAAAGACUUUUAGAAAGGCUAGGAGCAGAGCUCAUUGAUAUGGAUCAAAUCCAAGUCCAUCCAACUGGGUUCAUUGAUCCUAAUGAUAGAUCUAAUAAUUGGAAAUUUUUGGCUGCAGAAGCUUUAAGAGGUCUAGGUGGAAUCUUAUUGAAUCCAAAAGAUGGUAAAAGAUUUGUUAAUGAAUUAGAAACAAGAGAUGUAGUAACAAACGCUAUCCAGACAUAUUGCCCAAAGGAUGGCAAAGCAUUUCUCGUCAUGAGUAAAGAUCUAUAUCAAGAAUACAUAAAUAACAUGAAGUUCUAUGAGUCCAAGGGAUUAAUACAGUUACAUACAAUUAAAACAUUUAUUGAAGAUUAUAAUAUUCCAAUAUCAGAAGCUGAGUUAAUACAAGAAUUAAAAGAAUAUCACAUUUUGCCUGAAAAAUCAUUAGGCCGUAAAGUGUUCUUAAAUAAUUUUGGCCCAGAUAUUAACUCGUCAUCGGAACUUUAUAUUGGUGAAAUAACACCAGUAGUUCAUUUUACUAUGGGCGGUGUUAAGUUUAAUACGAACUCUGAAAUUUUGGGUAAAAACAAUGAACCAUUAGCAAAAGGGUUAUAUGGUGCAGGUGAAGUAACUGGUGGCGUCCAUGGGCAUAACAGAUUAGGUGGAUCUAGCCUGUUAGAGUGUGUAGUAUUCGGUAGAACUGCAGCAAAGAAUAUUUUGAAGAAUUUCUAA
Molecule: messenger RNA, 1542 nt
Organism: Henningerozyma blattae CBS 6284
Lineage: Eukaryota; Fungi; Ascomycota; Saccharomycetes; Saccharomycetales; Saccharomycetaceae
Exons: 1
Coding region: 1-1542 (513 amino acids)
Molecular function (GO): FMN binding; oxidoreductase activity
Source: RefSeq, a predicted model, not a curated record